CCAACACCAUCAAGGUCUGCCCCCGCUGCGGUGCCUUCAUCAUGAAGAUCAACGAUGGUAGCUGCAACCGCAUGAACUGCACCGUCUGCGGCUGCCUCUUCUGCUGGCUGUGCAUGCGAGAAAUCACCGACGUCCACUUCCUCAGCCCAUCGGGGUGUACCUUUUGGGGGAAGAAGCCCUGGUCCCGGACGCGGAAGCUCCUCUGGCAGCUAGGCAUGGUGCUUGGCGCCCCAAUGGUCAUCUCACUGGUUGCUGGUCUUGCUGUGCCAGUCAUCACACUGGGGAUCCCCAUCUACAUGGGGAAAAAGGUUUUGAGCCACGGACGCAAGAGCAAGCUCUCCAGCUGCCAGCAGUGCCUGUCUGUGGCCAGCAGCAUCAUCCUCUCCCUCUUCAUCUCCCCAGUCGUUACGGCUGUCACGGUCGGAGUGGGAGUGCCUCUGAUGCUCACCUACAUCUAUGGGGUCGUGGUUCUCUCUCUGUGUCGGAAUCGCUGGGGCUGCGGGAGCCCCCAAAGGAGAGCUGGGGAGCCAAGUUCAGUGGAGCUGGAAAACCUCGCCAAACUAAAUGAGCUGCUAGCCGUGCUGCCCACCCCCACGGGGGCUGAGAUGCGGGCCGGGGCCGCCGCGCCGACCCCCCCUCUGCCCAGUGGAAGCCGUCAGCAACAGGAGGAGGAGACGGGCCAGACGGAGGGAGGCCCCCGGUUUGGCAGCAUGGCCGUCGCUGGGGCCGGGAGCCUGCUCAGGGAAGCCCCAGAAACCUCUUACAGGGAGGGCUUGCACGUGGUGGAAGUGGAAGUGGAGGCCGAGCCCCCGACCGCCUUCGAGGGCAGCCUCUGCAGCGCCGUCUCCAGCCGCAGCUGCUCCACGGACACUCUCGCCAACACCAGUGACGGGGGCAGCUUGGCUGGUGUGACGACCGAAUGAAGCCGCCGGGCCGCCCCCGCCAGCGACGGCAACCCGCAUGGACCCGUGGCUGCCUGUAGCCCACACCUGACUCACUCCUGCUCUGCCGCGCACCCUCCCGCCAUCUGCCGCCACAAGCCACUCUGCACCACCGGCUUCAGCCCCCAGCAGGGUUUGGUUGGCUGACUCAGACUUUGGGCACUGGGGGGGGAGGGGGGCAAUAAAUUGCAGCUCAGCAAAAAGCC
Messenger RNA from Pogona vitticeps (central bearded dragon), 1147 nucleotides. The record is from RefSeq and is a predicted model, not a curated record. Lineage: Eukaryota; Metazoa; Chordata; Lepidosauria; Squamata; Agamidae.